AUGCUUUUCAUAGUUUUAUUUCCGUUAUUUACAAACACUAUUCGCUGUUAUAAAUGUGAUGCUACAAGCGAAUGUAAAACGCUAACUAAUGGCCUAUCAUUCAAAAGCUACGAUUAUACAUCAGAUAAUGUGGAAAUAAUUGAUUGUGAAUAUUAUUGUUGGAAAUCAGUUUCACUUGGAAAUGUAUAUCGAGGAUGUGCAAAAAAACGUUGUGCACUUUCACAUACGAUUGGAACAUUUUCAAGUAGUGUGUGCUGUCAAACAGAUUAUUGUAAUGAGUCUAAUCGAAUUUUUUCAUCAAAAUUUCUUUUUAUGACAAUUAUUUUAUCAGCUUUACUGCGUCAACAUUUUUUGUAA
Molecule: messenger RNA, 357 nt
Organism: Rotaria sp. Silwood2
Lineage: Eukaryota; Metazoa; Rotifera; Eurotatoria; Philodinida; Philodinidae
Source: the annotation of a GenBank genome assembly